Messenger RNA from Penicillium maclennaniae, 1593 nucleotides. Its product is annotated as glycoside hydrolase family 43 protein. NCBI's taxonomy places the organism in Eukaryota, Fungi, Ascomycota, Eurotiomycetes, Eurotiales, Aspergillaceae. Gene Ontology annotation, biological process: carbohydrate metabolic process. Gene Ontology annotation, molecular function: hydrolase activity, hydrolyzing O-glycosyl compounds. Bases 1 to 1593 code for a protein of 530 amino acids. The record is from RefSeq and is a predicted model, not a curated record. The transcript has 5 exons.
AUGAACACUCAAGACAAGAUUAUGAGUUUCACGAACCCCAUCAUCCCUGGGUUCAACCCAGACCCUUCUAUUAUCAGAGUAGAUUGUGAUUUUUUCCUCGUGACUUCAACAUUCGAAUACUUCCCCGGCGCUCCGAUAUACCAUAGCCAUGAUCUUAUUCAAUGGAAUUUAAUCGGUCAUGCAUUUACGAGACCCUCGCAGCUUCAAAUCCAUACGCCAGAGCCUGGAGGUGGUGUGUGGGCUACGACUAUUCGGUACCAUCAGGGUGUUUUCUACAUUGUUGCUGCUAGUUUUCAGCGGUACAGACCACAACAGGAUGAUCGGGUUUGGCCACAAGGAUUCUAUAUCAGGACGACUAAUAUCUGGGAUGAGGAUUCGUGGUCAGAUCCCGUAUACUUUGAUCAGGUUGGGUUUGAUCAGGAUCUCUUUUGGGAUGACGAUGGGACGGUUUAUUUAUCGUCCACUUAUCGUAAACUCGAACCAACGCCCGGAGCUAGGCUCAAAGAUUUUGCCAUCCAUGUCUGUACCGUGGAUCUGCAUACCGGACGUUCGACCUCGGAGCCGAAGCUAAUUCGCGAGUCAUCUUCUGGUGUUGCAGAAGGGUCGCAUAUCUUCAAGCGUGGUCGUUACUGGUACUUGUUCACGGCAGAAGGAGGCACUGAGAGUGGACACAGCGAAUGGGUGUGUCGCAGUGAGAGUGGACCUUUUGGACCCUGGGAAGUUGGUCCAAAAAAUCCGCUCUGGCACAAUGGUGUGGAAGAUGAAGUGCAAAAUACUGGCCAUGCUGAUUUGGUCGAAGACGUCAACGGGCAGUGGUGGGCAGUGCUUUUGGGUGUGCGACCUAUGCAUCGAGACGGAGAAUGGGAAGAAUCCGUGCUAGGGCGUGAGACUUUCCUCGUUACAGUUGAGUGGGACAAUGACUGGCCAGUUUUGAAUCGCGGCCAUAAGAUCGCACUCCAGUCGGUCGGGCCAGGUCUUUACCAACAUAUAAAGCCCGUCUCUUGGAGAGAUGAUUUCACCAGCCCCAAAAUGCAACUUGGAUGGUAUCGGAAGAAUACGCCUUUCACGGUCGACUAUUCACUCACAGAGCGACCUAACAAUCUCCGCCUUUAUGGUGGACCUUACAACCUUUCUAUCCCUGCUUGUCCCACCUUGUUUUUACGCAAACAAACCCACCGCUACUGUACUUGGGAAAUUGAGUUAACCUUUGAGCCGAUUUCUGAUUACACAGAAGCGGGUACGGUUUGCUGGUGGAAUUAUUUCACCUAUAGCAGUAUCGGCAUUCGAAAACGAGGGAACAACCGAGUGAUUCAUUUUCGACCAUCGGAAGGGGAUAAAGUAGAGCGGAAGUUGAACUCGUCAACUGUUGUACUUGUGGUGGAAUGCGGCAACGAGUAUCGUUUUGGAUAUCGUGAAUCGACAAACCACGUCGAAUGGAUUGGCAGUGUGUCGAAUCAAGCUGCAACUAGAGCGCCACCAGUCGGUGCUUCCUUUACGGGAAUGAUGCUGGGGCUUUACGCUUUCGGGGAGCGGCAAAAGUGCUUGACUCCCGCCGACUUUGCAUAUGCACAAUUUCGAGAGCUCGAGCAAUGA